Heterostelium album PN500 is the source of this 750-nucleotide messenger RNA. Its product is annotated as putative alanyl-tRNA synthetase. The transcript is spliced from 2 exons. The record is from RefSeq and is a predicted model, not a curated record. Lineage: Eukaryota; Evosea; Eumycetozoa; Acytosteliales; Acytosteliaceae. The coding region runs from base 1 to 750 and encodes 249 amino acids. Gene Ontology annotation, biological process: regulation of translational fidelity. Gene Ontology annotation, molecular function: nucleotide binding; Ser-tRNA(Ala) deacylase activity.
AUGAGUGAAGGUAAAGUAAAGUCAAGAGAUUCAAUUACAGAUACUGCAUGUCAUGUGUUGAAAGGUGCCAUCGUAAAGGUAUUGAAUACACCAAUCACAGUCUCAGUAGAGUGUCAGAAUAAAGUUAAAGGUAGAGUAUGUGUAGAGUACACCCUCGAUGAUAAACCAGACGAUUCAACACUCCAAAAGAUUGAAGAUGAAUGCAAUAGAAUCAUCAAAGAGAAUCUACCAUUGAACGCAUUCAGCAUGGAUCGUAAAGAAGCUGAAGCAAAAUACACCAAAGAAAAAGUUAACAACACCUAUAUCUAUGAUAAAUUCCCUGUGCCAGAAUCGGUUACAACAUUGACUUUGGUAGAGAUUGCAGGAUGGAAUAUCAAUUGUUGUCCAGCUGUACAUUUGAAGUCUACAGGUGAAUUAGGUGGAAUCAAGAUAUCGGGUAUCAAUCAUCGUCCACAAAAGAAAGAGUUGGAAUUUAGAUUCGAUAUUGUAGCUUCCGAUGCUGUCGAUAACAAAAAGAAGAAGAAGGGUGGUGCUGCACCAGCAGUGACAGUCGUCGAUCCAUUAGAAGAACAUCGUGCUCGUAUCUCUGCAACCAACGUCAAGGAUUUAACUGCACGUAUUGUAGAGAUGGUCAUUGCCAACGCCAACAACCAGAAAACACUGGAACAAACCACCAUCCCAGAAAUUCAAAAUCUUCUCACCAAUCUUAAAAAUGUAUCAUAUUCAAAUGGAUAUAAUGCUAAUAAAUAA